CUAUAGGCUAGUGUUGAUUAGCACUUGGUCUGUUUUUGUUUCGCACGCCUGGCAACCCACCAGCUGAAGCUAAAAGCGAUGUUUUUAACCUUCGUGAAAGAAGCGCUGAUGUGGAAUAUUUCAGAGGUUUCAGACAUUAUAACCAGCUCGAGAGUUAAAUCCGAAUGUAAUGAAACGGAGUAACGUUAUGUGACCCGGUUUAUUAGUAAUUAUAGUGUAAUAGUAAUAUGUUUUUCACAUGCUCUUAGUAAGCGUGCACUUCUGUGUCAUCGCGAAGAUUUCAUUUAAAGGCUUAAUAUCUGGUGCCCAUCCCACAACAGUCCACAAGUGAAGGUUAGCAGUAUCCCCAUCAUCCGAUAAGAAGAGAAACUCUAGCUCUGUAACAUGUACCAUGGUAAAGACUGAGUUUAUUAAAGAGGAGAUUGAUGACAUGAGUGAUCCAGAAACAUCUAGAAUGAAUCAUGAAGAUACUGAGGAACACACAGAUCGGAUGGAGGUGAAAGAGCAAAGACAAGAACUAAAUGAAGAAAACGAGCGUCGUAACUUUAAAACUCAAAGAAGGAAAAAGCGGCACACCUGCUCACAGUGCGGGAAGAGUUUCAGACUUAAAUCAGGUCUCAGUAAUCAUCUCUGGCAACACUCUGGAGAAAAGCAAUUUAACUGUGAUCAGUGUGGGAAAAAAUACAGCUCGUUAGCAAAUCUAAAAGUUCACCAAAAAAUUCAUUCAGAUGAGAAGCCUUACGUGUGCUCGGUCUGUGGAAAGAGUUUCUCACGGCUGGACUGUUGUAAACAGCAUCAGAAAAUACACGAUGAAGUGAGAGAUCACGUGUGUUGUGAGUGUGGGAAGAGCUUUACUACAGUUGGACAGCUGAAACAGCAUCAGAGGAUUCACACUGGAGAAAGACCUUACAAGUGCUCUUACUGUGACAAGAGCUUCUCUCAGCCUGGAAACCUGAAAUCACACGAGCGAGUUCAUACUGGAGAGAAGCCGUACCGGUGUACUCAGUGUGGAAAGAGUUUCAAACAUUCAACUAUUCUCAAUUAUCACAUGCGUGUUCACUCUGGAGAAAAGCCAUUUAACUGUGAUCAGUGUGGUAAAGAGUUUAAUUCAUCCUCAAAUCUGAAAAAGCACCUGAGAAUCCAUACAAACGAAAGGCCUUAUGUGUGUUCUUAUUGUGGGAAGAGUUUUCCACUGUUGGUCAGUUGUAAUCGGCAUCAGAAAAUACACACCGGUGAGAAAGAUCACGUGUGUAGUGAGUGUGGAAAGAGCUUUACUACAUCUGGCCAACUGAAAUACCACCAAAGAAUUCACACUGGAGAAAAACCUUACAAGUGCUCUUACUGUGACAGGAGGUUCCCUCAGUUUUCACAACAGAAAUCACAUGAACGAAUUCAUACCGGAGAGAAGCCGUACAGCUGUACUCAGUGUGGAGAGAGAUUUAGACAUUCAAACUCUUUAGUCAAUCAUAUGAAAAAGCAUUUUGCAUCAAGUCCAUCUAUUCCUCCAGAUAGUUAGUUUUCAGGUGCUUUAAAGGCAUGACAAAUAUUCAUACAUUUAGAUCGGCAAAGCAAUUGCAGUAUUUCUGCAUAAGAUUAAAACUGAGAAUGGUGCAAAACAACAUACAGAAAAACAAACACUGUAAUUAACAAAGAAGUAGGUGGCACUGAAGAAUAAAAAUGUGUAAGUAAAAGUCAAUAAAAUUGCUUCGGCAACAUGCACUCUCAGAAAUAAAGGUACAAAAGCUGUCACUGGGGCGGUACCUUUUCGAAAGGUGCAUGUGGCAAGGGUCCAUUUUGGUACCUUAAAGGUACAUAUUAGUACUUAAAGUGUACAUAUUUGAACCUAAUAGGUACAAAAGUGUACCUUUUGAAAAGGUACCGCCACAGUGACAGCUUUUGUACCUUUAUUUCUGAGAGUGCAUGAGGCUUUUACAUAAGCAUUAUUCUGUGGCACUGUGAGCAAAUGUUUUCUUCAGAUCCUGCGUUUUAAUUAAACAAUGUGAGAUUUAGAUGAAGUAAAUGUGUUAGUUACAAUAAACUUGAGUUGUUUAAAAUCCGAACAGCUGAAACUGUAUUACGAGCACUUGCUGUGUUCCUGUGAAUCGCUUGUGUUCCUCAAUUUUAAGUCGCUUUGGAUAAAAGCAUCUGCUAAAUGAAUAAAUGUAAAUGUAAAAUACCACAAGAGUUGUGGAGGGUUUUUUUUUCUGUUAUGGGGGGACAGCAAAUGCUUUGAUUCACUUGAAUCUUGAUUCACUGAAUCUUUGAAUCUCUGAAUCUUUUGACUUUUGAGUUAUUCUUUGACUGAAAGCCCCCUCAUUAAGGCAUGGACAAGAAAAAACAACAACAACAACAAAAAACCCCACAAAUUAAAAGAAACUGGACACUAA
Molecule: messenger RNA, 2387 nt
Organism: Onychostoma macrolepis
Lineage: Eukaryota; Metazoa; Chordata; Actinopteri; Cypriniformes; Cyprinidae
Product: zinc finger protein 501
Exons: 3
Coding region: 392-1516 (374 amino acids)
Source: RefSeq, a predicted model, not a curated record